This is a messenger RNA of Eptesicus fuscus (big brown bat), 2036 nucleotides long. RefSeq names its product legumain (gene LGMN). NCBI's taxonomy places the organism in Eukaryota, Metazoa, Chordata, Mammalia, Chiroptera, Vespertilionidae. Gene Ontology annotation, biological process: vacuolar protein processing. The coding region runs from base 276 to 1592 and encodes 438 amino acids. The record is from RefSeq and is a predicted model, not a curated record. Gene Ontology annotation, molecular function: cysteine-type endopeptidase activity. The transcript has 15 exons.
ACAGCACUGCAAUCACUGCAAGGCGAACAGCAGGAGGUUGCUCGUCUGAGACUGCGCACUGCGAGAGGUUCCCACGGUCCUGCUGUUGCUACCGCCAUCGCCGCUGCGGUCUGCCGCCGCAGAAAAAAAUGGAAAAACAUCCUCCAGUGAGGAUUAACAACAACAACAACAAAAAAUAAUCUUGAGAUGCAGAAGCAGAUAGCAGAAGGCUGGACCAGGAAUUCAGAAGGCCUGGCUUCUGGGCUGGGCCAGAGCUGACUGGGUUUCUGCAGGUGAUGCCAAGGCACAGAAUGAUGUGGGAGGUAGCCGUGCUGCUCGGCUUGGUCCUGGGAACUGGUGCCGUUCCCGAGGACGAUCCCGAGGACGGAGGCAAGCACUGGGUGGUCAUCGUCGCCGGCUCCAAUGGCUGGUAUAAUUAUAGGCACCAGGCAGAUGCGUGCCACGCCUACCAGAUCGUCCACCGCAAUGGGAUUCCCGACGAGCAGAUCGUCGUGAUGAUGUACGAUGACAUCGCCAACUCUGAAGAAAACCCCACUCCAGGAGUUGUGAUCAACAGGCCCAAUGGCUCGGACGUGUACAAGGGGGUCCUGAAGGACUACACCGGGGAGGCUGUCACGCCGCAGAAUUUCCUCGCUGUGCUGAGAGGUGAUGAAGAAGCAGUGAAGGGCAUAGGAUCGGGAAAGGUCUUGAAGAGCGGCCCCCGGGAUCACGUGUUUGUUUACUUCACUGAUCACGGAGCUACGGGACUACUGGCCUUUCCUAACGACGACCUUCAUGUAAAGGACCUGAAUGAGACCAUCAAGUACAUGUACAAACACAAAAAGUACCAAAAGAUGGUGUUCUACAUUGAAGCCUGUGAGUCUGGGUCCAUGAUGAGACACCUGCCCACCGACAUCAAUGUUUAUGCAACGACUGCCGCCAAUCCCGACGAGUCCUCCUACGCCUGUUACUACGAUGAGCAGAGGUCCACGUACCUGGGGGACUGGUACAGCGUCAACUGGAUGGAGGACUCGGACAUGGAGGACUUGACCAAGGAGACACUCCACAAGCAGUACCAGCUGGUAAAGACCCACACCAACACCAGCCACGUCAUGCAGUACGGGAACAAGUCCAUCUCCACCAUGAAACUGAUGCAGUUUCAGGGCGUGAAACACAAAGCCAGUGCCCCCAUCUCCCUGCCUCCCGUCCAACACCUUGACCUCACUCCGAGCCCCGAGGUGCCCCUCAUGAUCAUGAAGAGGAAGCUGAUGCUCACCAACGACCUGCAGGAGUCCAGGCGUCUUGUUGAGCAGAUCCACAGGCACCUGGAGAGCAGGCACAUCAUGGAGAAGUCAGUGCGGAAGAUCGUCUCCUUGCUCACGAGGUCCGAUGACGAGGCGGAGAGGCUCCUGUCCGAGAGGGCCCCGCUCACGGCGCACGACUGCUACCAGGCCGCCGUGUCUCACUUCCGCACGCACUGCUUCAACUGGCACACCCCCACGUACGAGUACGCUCUGAGACAUCUGUACGUGCUGGUCAACCUCUGUGAGAAACCCUACCCGAUCGACAGAAUAAAAUGGUCCAUGGACAAGGUGUGCCUCGGUUACUACUGAAACGCUGCCUUCUCGCUGCUUCUCCAAGCGUGAACACCGUCCCUGGGAGUGUGCGCUGACCGGAGGAGGUGGACAGAGCGAGGGGAGGCCGGGCCUUUCGCGAGGGCCUGCUCGUCUUUCCCGCCUCCCCCUCCCCUGCAGCCCGUGGACGCUCUGAAACCCCAGGUUUGGCCAGGGAAGGCUCUGUGCUGAGAGGCCUGUUUGCUUCCCAAGAGGCUUUUUGCCUGUUUGUGUUAAGAGGCAGGGAGUUCCCCUGGGCUUCGGUGGCCAGUGAGAGAACCUCUGCGGAGGAGCUGGAAGCUGGAGCCCGAGGUUUCAGCACGAUUAUUUAGAAGGGCAACAGAAACCACACAUGGAAAACUACUUAUAGAAAAUAAUACACGUUUUGAUUGCUUUUUAUGUUUUAUUCCUCAAUAAUGGACAAAAAUAAAGGUUGUGACUGAA